Messenger RNA from Exophiala dermatitidis NIH/UT8656, 1845 nucleotides. RefSeq lists its product as uncharacterized. Gene Ontology annotation, biological process: clathrin-dependent endocytosis; vesicle budding from membrane; clathrin coat assembly. Gene Ontology annotation, cellular component: clathrin-coated vesicle; clathrin-coated pit. The record is from RefSeq and is a predicted model, not a curated record. Bases 1 to 1845 code for a protein of 614 amino acids. NCBI's taxonomy places the organism in Eukaryota, Fungi, Ascomycota, Eurotiomycetes, Chaetothyriales, Herpotrichiellaceae. The transcript is spliced from 5 exons. Gene Ontology annotation, molecular function: SNARE binding; clathrin heavy chain binding; phosphatidylinositol-4,5-bisphosphate binding.
AUGGAAAAGAUUGUAAAAGGUGCUACAAAGAUAAAAUUGGCUGCUCCCAAGUCCAAGUACAUUGAGCCAAUUCUGUCAGCCACCAGUGGCGGCGAGGCUGGUGUUGGAGAGGUGUUUCGAACUCUACAACUGCGUCUCCGAGAUUCGACAUGGACCAUUGUGUUCAAAGCGUUGAUAGUGGUCCAUCUGAUGAUCCGAGAGGGUCGGCCAGAUGUGACGCUGAAGUAUCUUGCUCAGUCGCCCAAGAGCCUAGCCAUCAGCCACUUUGCCGAAGUUCAAACCCAGGGCCAAAACAUCAGACAUUAUUAUGAAUAUCUCAUGGAGAGAGUGCGGGCCUAUCGCGACACCAAAACCGACUUUGUCCGAGACGGGGUGGGCAAAAUGCGACAGUUGACUGUCGACAAAGGGCUGUUGAGACAGACUGAGAUAGUCCAGGACCAAAUCCAAGCAUUGGUGCGAUGUGAUUUGCUGGGGAAUCAAGAUCCCGACAAUGAGAUUUCACUGACCGCUUUCCGCCUUUUGACUUUGGACUUGUUGGAGUUGUAUAAGGCCAUGAACGAGGGUACUAUCAACGUCCUAGAACACUAUUUUGAAAUGUCCCGGCCUGAUGCCGAGCGUGCAUUGGAAAUCUACAAAACAUUUUCGAGACAGACCGACGAGGUGGUCAAGUACUUGGGUGUUGCACGGCUAUACGAGAUGUCUACGCGCCUGGAGGUCCCGAAGCUGAAGCACGCGCCAACAACAUUGACGGCUUCCUUGGAAGAGUACCUCAAUGACCCGGAUUUCGAGAUCAAUCGAAGACAAUAUCUUGCGCAACAAGAAGCAAAGAAGAAUGGAAAGCCCCUGACUUCGGGGGCAUCUUCAAUUCCCUUGCACAAGCCGGCUGCCCAGCAGGCCCCCACAGCUGCCCAUACGCAGACAACACAGGCUCCCUCGAAAGGCCCAGCUCCUGAUCUCAUUGACUUUUUCGAGUCAAUCGAACAGAAUCAACAGCCAAUGGCGCAAUACAGCAACACCCAGCAGCAGCAAUAUCAAACCGGAAUGCCACAAGUCCAGCCGUACCAGCAGAUGCAAUUACCUCAACAGACAGGGUACAAUCCCUUCCUGCAACAACAGCAACAGCUCACAAAUUUUCCGACCCAGACCGCACAGCAACCUCCGGCUCUACAGACUGACUAUACUGGGGCAGGGUUUGGAGGAUACGGACCACAACCGCAGCAGCAGCAACCACAGGUGCAAGGGUUUCAGUACCAGUCUGCGCUUCCGCCAAUCCCACAGAACGGAAUGGUCGACUUCCAAUCACAAGCUGCUCCGACGACUCAGCAAAUGGCAAUCCAGCCCCAGCACACGUCCACCAAUCCGUUUCGACAAUCAAUGGCGCCCACGUCCACUGGAGCAGCAGCACCACAGCUAUCUCCAGUCAGUUCGGGUACCGCAUCACGACAGUCUACAAACCCGUUUGCGAAGCACAAUACGGGAGCUGUUGCGAAUAACGGGCCACCGUCGACCAUGGGCUACGAUCAGACGUAUUCUCCUAGCCAGAUUUCACCGCCGCAAACCUUCAGUCCGAGUUCACCAUUCGUCAGUUCCACCCCAACAACUCUUCAGCCGCAACGCACAGGAACCAAUCCCUUUGCGAAGAAUCGGACAACCCCGAACCCCAGCCCUGCUGUCGGUGCGGUGACGACCAAUGUCACUGGGAGCACGAAUCCGUUCCGGCAGAGUGCGUUUGUUAACCAGCAAACAGGCCAGGGUUGGCAGCACAGUGCUCAGGGGACACUUUCGGGAUUCAAUAUCAAUAAUGUAGACACGACGCCGGUUUUUCCUAGGCCGGGACAGGGAUGA